Molecule: messenger RNA, 2916 nt
Organism: Fundulus heteroclitus (mummichog)
Lineage: Eukaryota; Metazoa; Chordata; Actinopteri; Cyprinodontiformes; Fundulidae
Product: splicing factor U2AF 65 kDa subunit
Exons: 11
Coding region: 119-1519 (466 amino acids)
Biological process (GO): mRNA processing
Cellular component (GO): U2AF complex; U2-type prespliceosome; nucleus
Molecular function (GO): pre-mRNA 3'-splice site binding; poly-pyrimidine tract binding
Source: RefSeq, a predicted model, not a curated record
UCAUAUAUAAGCACGCGCAGACGGCCGCUCGGGUCCUCCGCACUGAUGUAACGGCCGGUCCGUGUGGAUUCUCAGACCAGCGGUGUUUUAUUUUCCUUUCUUCAGCGUUACCGAUAAAAUGUCAGAUUUCGAGGAGUUUGAGAAGCAGCUGAGUGAGAAUCGACAAGAGCGGGAAAGAGAGCGGCACAAAAAGCGGAGCCGGAGCGGAUCUCCGGGCCGCGGCGACAAGCACCGCAGCUGGAGCAAAGACCGAGGGAGCCGCAGCCGGGAGAAGAGGAGCCGCAGCCGGGACCGGAAGAGCCGGGACCGCCGCAGCUCCUCCCGGGAGCACAAGAAGCACAGCCAUUCACCGCGGCGGACGAGAAAGAAAAAGGCUUGUAAAUACUGGGACGUUCCUCCUCCAGGCUUUGAACACAUCACACCAAUGCAAUACAAAGCUAUGCAAGCGGCAGGUCAGAUUCCAACAAUAGCUCUGCUGGCGACAGCCGCCACCACAGGAGUGGUAGCAGCACCGGCUCAGGUGCCCAUGGUCGGCAGUCAGAUGACGAGACAAGCCAGACGGCUGUAUGUAGGAAAUAUCCCCUUUGGCGUAACCGAGGAGUCGAUGGCGGAGUUCUUCAACGCCCAGAUGCGACUCGCAGGCCUCUCGCAGGCGCCGAGCAACCCUGUCCUGGCCGUCCAGAUCAAUCAGGACAAAAACUUCGCUUUCCUGGAGUUCCGAUCUGUGGACGAGACGACGCAGGCCAUGGCGUUUGACGGCAUCAUCUUCCAGGGUCAGUCGCUGAAGAUCAGGCGGCCUCACGAUUAUCGUCCCUUACCUGGAAUCUCAGAGCAGCCGGCUUUCCACGUUCCAGGCGUCGUCUCCACAGUCGUUCCUGACUCACCUCAUAAACUAUUCAUUGGAGGCCUGCCUAAUUACCUAAACGACGACCAGGUGAAGGAGCUCCUGACGUCGUUCGGCCCGCUCAAAGCCUUCAACCUGGUGAAAGACAGCGCCACGUCGCUGUCAAAAGGUUACGCCUUCUGUGAAUACGUGGACAUCGGCGCCACCGAUCAGGCUGUGGCCGGGCUCAACGGGAUGCAGCUGGGCGACAAAAAGCUCAUCGUCCAGAGGGCCAGCGUGGGAGCCAAAAACGCAAAUCCUACCUCCAUCAUAGAGACGCCGGUGACGCUGCAGGUGCCCGGGCUGCAGAGGCUGCAGAACUCCGGCAUGCCCACAGAAGUGCUGUGCCUUCUCAACAUGGUGAUGCCAGAGGAGCUGGUGGACGACGAGGACUACGAGGAGAUCCUGGAGGACAUCCGGGAGGAGUGCUGCAAGUACGGCAGCGUCCGCUCCAUCGAGAUUCCCCGACCCGUCGACGGCGUGGAGGUCCCCGGCUGUGGCAAGAUAUUUGUUGAGUACGUUUCUCCCUCAGACUGCCAGAAAGCCAUGCAGGCUCUGACCGGCCGCAAGUUUGCUAACCGAGUGGUGGUGACCAAGUACUACGACCCGGACAUGUACCACAGACACGAGUUCUGAUCGGGCAGACGGGUCCCUCCACCGGGCCGCCGCUCUGCUCCUCUGAAUGUUGUGAACGUGUCGUUUAUAGAGACAAAACCUGGAAAGCUGUCGUCAUCAGUGGGGAUUUUACUCGUCAGCCUCGUCCCAAAACUCUGAAGUCAUUCACAACUCGAGAUGAAGAAUUGUGUGACGUUCCUGCGAAGUUCGGGAAAAUCUGGAGUUAGAUUUAGGGACUUUUCCAGCUCUGGAUAAGUGUGAGAAAACAAAAAUGGAAGGUCUGGAAAAAUAAUAUUUCCAGACUUUCUUCCAUCCAACCAUCCUACUUUCAGUUCUUCCUUCCUUCCUUCCCUUCGUGCUUCAUCCUUUUCUCCCUCCUGGCUCGGACUUUCCCAGGUUCCAUAUCUAAAGCCCGACCGCUCUAGAGAUAUCUGCCAUAAACAAAUGGUUUAUUUUUUGUAUUUAUACUGUAAAUCUGGACAAACAUGAUGGAGGAGUCUGAAUGAUGCCAUGAGAAUGUGUGGAGAUCCUGAGUGUGAUGUUUGCUGUGCAAUGAGUCUAACGCGUCUUUUACCUGAACUAAAACUGCCUGAGAGUCGCUGGCUGCUGGGAAUGCACUACAUGAGAGUAAAACAAACAUGGCUGCUGUUUAGAUUGUCCUCCUGAGCACAAACGUUUAUUUAAUCUAUACAAUUAAGAGCCCUUAAUGAAGGGUGGCUACAAGAGAAAUGUUUAUUUUAUUUAUUUAUUGUCCAACACUAAUUAUUUCCUGCUGAUGCGCCUCAUAUUAUCGUCCCUUAAAACAUUUACAGGUUUGCUGCUUGGUCCGACCAGACACUGGAUGUUGUCAGGCAGCUUUAAAGGGAUUUAUGUAAAUAUAAAAUGUUACUUUGGAAAAUGAAAGCACACAAUCGACUAGUGAGGCGAGCUUCAAGCUUCUCCAGCUACCAAAAGGGAAACUUUACCAUUUGUUAAAGCUUUUUUCCUGGGUAAUUAGAGGUGGGAGAAUGUUUAUGGAUAUUUUAAUCAAAAGUAUAUUAAAGACUAUAAAAAUCUAUGAAAGCCAAUGUCAUAAGUUUGUAGGGCUGGGCGAUAUGGCUUAUAAAUAAUAUACCAACUUUACCGAAUCCAGUCAAUUGAUUUUUUUUUUCCAUCCUCCUUUUUGUUUUACAAAAAGAAAUGGAUAAAAAAUAUUUUUAAAAACUGGCUUUUAUGUAAAGCAUUUCGUCAAAUACAAGCUGUAAAACAAGCUUGUAAAGCAAGAUGGCCGCCCAGUCAUUGUAAACAAUGAAAAUCUAAGUAAAUGUUAGCUGCUGGUGGUUUUACACAAUGAGUUAAGAACAGGUUUCACUUCACUUGUGUUACUUUAAACUAACUUUAAAAAUCGUAUUAUGUUAAAAAAGUUUCCUCUUUACAAU